AUGAUCUCUUCUCCUGUUACUCUUCAUUACUUCGAUAUUGAAGGCAAGCCAUCCACCUCUGCUUUGGGUGAAAACUUGAAUUUGUUAUUAAAGGACUCUGGUAUUGAAUACACUUACCUUCGCCACAAACGUGAUGAAUGGGCACCUAUCAAAGAAGAUAUUUCCAAAAAGGUGAAUCAUCCUACUAUGCCUUUCAUUGAAUUGGAUGGAAAAGUGUACAACAAGACAGUUCCUACCAUGCGUUAUUUAUGCAAGAAGUUGGGAAAAUACCUUCCUGCCAAUGAUGAUGAUCUAUAUACUGUGGAAGUAGUUGCUGAUGUCGUUCGUGAUCAUUAUGGUACCACGAUGCCCGUAUUCCGAUGUGAAGAUGAAGAAAAACUGAAAGAACAUUUUGAAAGGGAUACCACCAAAUACUUGAAUGCUUAUGAAUCCAUCUAUCAACAUAAGGAAGGUCCUUAUAUCUUGGGUGAAGAAAUUACUUAUGCCGAUUUCCUUGUUUAUCAUGUUAUCCAAGAUGACAAUGCCUUAAAACACGUCCAAGGUUACCCUCAUGUGGCCAAGUUUGUUGAAACCUUCUCCCAACGUCCUAAUCUUGCUGAAUAUAUUGCUUCUUUGGCCCAAUAG
Molecule: messenger RNA, 624 nt
Organism: Halteromyces radiatus
Lineage: Eukaryota; Fungi; Mucoromycota; Mucoromycetes; Mucorales; Cunninghamellaceae
Product: class gamma glutathione S-transferase
Exons: 5
Coding region: 1-624 (207 amino acids)
Biological process (GO): glutathione metabolic process
Molecular function (GO): glutathione transferase activity
Source: RefSeq, a predicted model, not a curated record